AUGAACCCUUCCGUUCCACCUUCAACUGCCGAAUACGGUGGAGAUGAGGUCUCUGCUAUUGUCCUCGACCCUGGAUUUUCGACUACGCGCGCAGGCUUUGCCGGUGAAGAUACACCAAAGUCCCUGAUCCCUUCGUACUAUGGGAAGUAUUCCUCCGAAGGCGAAGAAAAGCUUAUAUUUGGUGAUGAUGUCUUUGUUACGCCACGCCCUGGCUUAUCCAUCCACAACCCAAUAGGCAAGGAUGGAAUCGUGGAGGACUGGGACAUGGCAGAAAAGGUGUGGGAAUACUCAUUUACGUCGCGACUGACGGGGGCAAAGCCUAGCAACCCCUUCCAGAAUGGGUUGAAUGAUGCCCCCGAUAUCGAACAGCCUACGGAGAUGGACGGCGUGGAGACUGAAGAAAAGCCUCUGUCAGACAGCCCGCUCUUAAUGUCCGAGUGCGGCUGGAAUCCCACCAAGGCGCGCGAGAAGACCGUUGAGAUUGCUAUGGAGAAGUGGGGGACUCCGGCUUUUUAUCUCGCGAGGAAUGGCGUACUUGCAGCCUUCGCUGCUGGCAAGGCGUCUGCUUUAGUUGUGGAUAUUGGCGCUUCUAAUAUCUCUGUGACUCCAGUGCACGACGGAAUGAUACUGAAGCGUGGGGUUCAGCACUCCCCUCUCGGUGGUGACUAUAUUUCAUCUCAGAUCCGAGCACUAUUCAAAUCGAACACGCCGCAGCCUAUCACCAUCACACCGCAUUACCUGAUAUCCUCGAAGGCUGCUGUGGAUGCUGGGCAGCCUCCACAGGCAAAAUAUAAGACCUAUUCUCCCGAAAAAUCCCCGGAUGCCUCGUAUCGUACCCUCCUUGAAGAGCGGACGCUUUCGGAGUUCAAAGAAUGUGUCGUGCAGGUCUGGCCCGGGCCCAACAAACUCCUUGCCAGUAGUCCGAACGGCGUCUCGAAUGAGGAUGUUGCUAAAAGCAGUCCUGGGCGGCCGUUUGAGUUUCCUGAUGGGUAUAACCAGGUAUUUGGUGCCGACCGCUAUAAGGUGGUGGAAUCCUUGUUUGAUGCCAAAGCGGCGAUUCCGGAUUCCGAGUCACCAUACCCGGCCCCGACACAAGCCCAGACCAUUCUCGAGCUCAUUAAAAAUGCCUUGAACGGAGUAGAUGUCGACAUCCGUCCCCAUUUGCUGGCCAAUGUUGUCGUGACGGGGGCGUCAAGCUUACUUCAUGGGUUCACGGAUCGACUCAACCAAGAACUUAUGCAGACCUAUCCUGGCCCGCGGGUUAGGAUUUCGGCACCCGGCAACACUGCUGAGCGUAGAUUUGGCUCUUGGAUCGGUGGAAGUAUUCUUGCCAGCUUGGGAACCUUCCAUCAAAUGUGGAUUUCGAAGAAGGAGUACGACGAACAUGGUCCAAACAUUGUUGAAAAGCGCUGCAAGUAG
This is a messenger RNA of Aspergillus tanneri, 1419 nucleotides long. It is a transcript of the gene ARP4, whose product is annotated as actin family protein. Gene Ontology annotation, biological process: regulation of transcription by RNA polymerase II. The record is from RefSeq and is a predicted model, not a curated record. NCBI's taxonomy places the organism in Eukaryota, Fungi, Ascomycota, Eurotiomycetes, Eurotiales, Aspergillaceae. Gene Ontology annotation, molecular function: chromatin binding. Bases 1 to 1419 code for a protein of 472 amino acids. The transcript has 3 exons. Gene Ontology annotation, cellular component: NuA4 histone acetyltransferase complex; SWI/SNF complex.